Messenger RNA from Ambispora leptoticha, 629 nucleotides. NCBI's taxonomy places the organism in Eukaryota, Fungi, Glomeromycota, Glomeromycetes, Archaeosporales, Ambisporaceae. The record is from the annotation of a GenBank genome assembly.
AGUAUUUACAGCUCGACGAUUCGAUUUUUAAUCAUGAAGAUGAUUGUUAUUAUUUCGACAAUUAUUGUCAUAUUGAAAACCGUGGUGGGCAUCGAUACUUGAGACCAUCCCGGUGUUCCAAAUUCGUAUUAAAGCAGGGAUAUCACCUAUUUCACGACUAUAAGUGGACUUAUAGUUAUCAUGGAACGAACUCAAACAACAUUACAAGUAUUCUCCAAUAUGGCCUAAAAAUCCCUGGAUCCCUUGCAGGCGUGAAUAAUGUUCGUUCUGUGAACGGAUCUGCAUACGGCGCCGGCAUCUACACUUCAAAGAUUCCGCUGUAUGCACAGUUGUACGCACCGGUGAUCUGGUGGGAGGGAAAAUAUUUUCAAACAAUCCUGAUGGUUCGACAAAAAUCAAAUUCCGUUGAUGCUCAAAUGGUUGAAGGUACAUAUACAACGAAUCGGUUUGGAUUCGAAAAGCUUCACAAGCUAUACAAGGGAAAGAUUAAAUCCGAGGAAAUGCAAUACGUAUGCUUUGAUGAAAAUGCAUGCGUAUUGCAUGCCUUAUUGGUCAAAAUUCAUAAUAAUCAUCCAGAAUAUGAUGGUGGUGAAUAUUAUGUAGUUCGGAAUAUCUUGGAUGAACUCUAA